GGGACGCAGGCGGUUGCGGAGGCGGCGGCGGAGGAAGGGACCGGAGCGGGGGCGGGCGAGCGCGGCGGAAGCCACAGAGCGCGGGAGGGCCGGUGGCUGGCUCCGGGCGAGAGCCGGGGCGGCAGCGACAGCUAUCGCGGCGAGCGAGUCACAGGCGGCGGGCGGCAGCGGCGGCCACGGGGGCCCGUGUCCGUGCGCCCCGGCGGCCACCGGGCGCGGGCCGGCACGAUGGAGCCGCAGCACGUGCGCCCCGCGGUCGCAGCCCGCAGCCCGACCUGGGAGGAAUCGGAACCGGAGAGGAUGGCCGGAGCGGGCAGCCAGCACCACCCUCCAGGAGUCGCGGGAGGAGCGGCUGCUGGGGCCGGCACCGUUUCCCCCACCGCUGCGGGACCGGGAGAAGAUUCUUCUGACAGUGAAGCUGAGCAGGAGGGACCCCAGAAGCUGAUCCGCAAAGUAUCCACCUCUGGACAGAUCCGGACCAAGACCAGUAUUAAAGAAGGACAGCUGCUGAAGCAAACCAGCUCUUUCCAAAGGUGGAAAAAGAGAUACUUCAAGCUUCGAGGCCGUACACUUUAUUAUGCAAAAGACUCCAAGUCCUUGAUAUUCGAUGAAGUUGACCUCUCAGAUGCCAGUGUCGCUGAAGCAAGCACAAAAAAUGCCAACAACAGCUUCACGAUAAUCACGCCAUUCAGAAGGCUGAUGCUAUGUGCUGAGAACAGGAAGGAGAUGGAAGACUGGAUCAGCUCUCUGAAGUCAGUGCAGAGCCGAGAACCGUAUGAGGUGGCCCAGUUUAAUGUGGAACAUUUCUCAGGGAUGCAUAACUGGUAUGCCUGCUCCCAUGCCCGGCCCACCUUCUGCAACGUGUGCAGGGAGAGCCUCUCCGGAGUGACCUCCCACGGCCUGUCCUGCGAAGUGUGUAAGUUCAAGGCUCACAAAAGAUGUGCGGUGAGGGCCACUAAUAACUGCAAAUGGACCACGCUGGCCUCCAUCGGGAAGGACAUCAUCGAGGAUGAGGACGGUGUCGCUAUGCCUCACCAAUGGCUUGAAGGCAACUUGCCUGUGAGUGCCAAGUGUGCAGUCUGUGACAAAACCUGCGGCAGCGUCCUCCGCCUGCAAGAUUGGAAAUGCCUUUGGUGUAAGACCAUGGUCCACACCGCCUGCAAAGAUUUGUACCAUCCCGUCUGUCCCCUCGGCCAGUGUAAAGUAUCUGUCAUCCCUCCGAUUGCACUAAACAGCACAGAUUCUGAUGGUUUCUGUCGAGCAACCUUUUCGUUCUGUGUCAGCCCUCUCUUGGUGUUCGUCAACUCUAAGAGUGGAGAUAACCAGGGAGUAAAGUUCCUUCGUCGCUUUAAACAGCUGCUCAACCCUGCUCAGGUGUUUGACUUAAUGAACGGAGGGCCUCACUUAGGCUUAAGGUUAUUUCAGAAGUUUGACAACUUCCGGAUUCUUGUCUGUGGAGGAGAUGGAAGUGUAGGCUGGGUUUUGUCAGAGAUCGAUAAACUGAACUUGAACAAACAGUGCCAGCUCGGGGUCUUGCCUUUGGGUACAGGCAAUGACCUCGCUCGAGUUCUUGGCUGGGGUGGUUCCUAUGAUGAUGACACUCAACUUCCUCAGAUACUAGAGAAGCUGGAAAGAGCCAGUACCAAAAUGUUGGACAGGUGGAGUAUAAUGACAUACGAACUCAAAUUGCCAGCGAAGACGUCUCUGCUUCCUGAACCCACAGAAGCAUCUGAAGGAUUUUUUAUGACGAUUUAUGAAGACUCGGUUGCCAAUCACCUUUCGAAAAUCAUCAAUUCUGACGAACACGCAGUGGUCAUAUCGUCUGCCAAGGUCCUCUGUGAAACCGUGAGGGACUUCGUUGCCAAAGUGGAGAAGGCACAGGACAAAACACUGGAAAAUACAGUAGUAGCCGAAGCCGUGGCCAGUAAAUGCUCAGUCCUAAAUGAGAAGCUCGAACAGCUGCUACAAGCCCUGCACGCAGAUGCUCAGGCCAGUCGGGUGCCCCCAGGGGUCGGCCCUGCAAUCCCCGAGGAGGAUGCUGUGGAGUCCUCCAGUGAAGAGUCCUUGGGUGGAAGCAAGGACCAGCUCGUGAAUGACGUUGCCAAACCCUCCUCCCAGAAAGGCCUGAAACCCCAGGAAAUAAUGCUGCGUGCAAACAGUCUCAAGAAGGCAGUGAGGCAAGUCAUUGAAGAAGCUGGAAAAGUUAUGGAUGAGCAGACAGUUCACCCCUGUGAAGCAGUUAGUCAGUCUGGUGACUAUGACAGCACAGAAACGGAUGAAUCUAAAGAUGAUGACGCGAAGGAGUCGUCCGCAGCCAAAUCCUCAUCUCAGUCUCCUGAUGCCCAGGCAAGUCGUGGUCACCUCCAAACUGAUUCUGCCGCCGGUUCAGCUGUGGCCACCACCAAAGAAAAUCUCCCUGUGCUCAACACCAGAAUUAUCUGCCCAGGUUUAAGAGCCGGACUCGCUGCCUCGAUUGCCGGGAGUUCCAUCAUCAACAAAGUGCUGCUGGCCAACAUCGACCCUUUUGGUGCCACACCGUUUAUUGACCCGGAUCUCGAUUCGCUAGACGGAUACUCAGAAAAAUGUGUCAUGAACAAUUACUUUGGGAUUGGAUUAGAUGCAAAAAUUUCAUUAGAAUUUAAUAAUAAGAGAGAAGAGCACCCUGAAAAAUGCAGAAGCCGAACUAAAAACUUGAUGUGGUAUGGAGUCCUGGGGACCCGGGAGUUAUUACAGAGAUCAUACAAAAACCUGGAGCAGAGGGUCCAGCUUGAGUGUGAUGGGCAGUACAUUCCUCUACCCAGCUUACAAGGCAUAGCGGUGCUGAACAUCCCUAGCUACGCAGGAGGCACCAACUUCUGGGGCGGCACCAAAGAGGAUGAUAUAUUUGCUGCACCGUCAUUCGAUGACAAGAUUCUGGAGGUCGUUGCCGUGUUUGACAGUGUGCAGAUGGCAGUAUCAAGAGUCAUCAAACUGCAGCAUCACCGGAUAGCACAGUGCCGUACAGUGAAAAUCACCAUAUUUGGUGAUGAGGGAGUCCCUGUGCAGGUGGAUGGCGAAGCGUGGGUGCAGCCUCCGGGGAUCAUCAAGAUCGUGCACAAAAACAGAGCCCAGAUGCUAACGAGAGACAGAGCCUUUGAAAGCACUCUGAAGUCUUGGGAAGACAAGCAGAAGUGUGACGCCGGCAAGUCCGUUCUCCGAACCAACCUGUACAUCCAUCCCACCGCCGACCUGGCAACGGAAGAAGUGUCGCAGAUGCGGCUCUGCUCCCAGGCCGCAGAGGAGCUCAUUACUAGGAUUUGUGAUGCAGCCACGAUUCACUGUCUGCUGGAGCAGGAACUGGCUCAUGCAGUAAAUGCAUGCUCGCAUGCCCUGAACAAAGCCAACCCACGCUUCCCGGAGAGCCUUACGAGAGAUACCGCCACUGAAAUAGCCAUCAAUGUCAAGGCCCUAUAUAAUGAAACAGAGUCUUUGCUCGUUGGCCGGGUUCCUUUGCAGUUGGAAUCUCCCCACGAAGAGCUGGUAUCCAGUGCCUUACACUCUGUGGAGGUGGAGCUGCAGAAGUUAACAGAGAUCCCCUGGCUUUAUUACAUCCUCCGCCCCAAUGAGGAUGAGGAACCUCCAAUGGAUUGCACCAAAAGAAACAGCAAAAGCACAGUCUUCCGCAUCGUGCCAAAGUUUAAAAAGGAAAAGGCUCAGAAACAGAAAACAAAUUCACAGCCUGUUCAGAAUUGGGGCACAGAGGAAGUUGCUGCUUGGCUGGAUCUGCUCAAUUUGGGAGAGUACAAAGAAAUCUUCAUCCGUCAUGACAUCAGAGGGCCUGAACUUUUGCAUCUGGAAAGACGAGAUCUUAAGGACCUGGGGAUCCCGAAAGUGGGUCACAUGAAGCGAAUUCUCCAGGGAAUUAAAGAGCUUGAGAGAAACCCUCCCAACUUGCUCUGAGGUGUGGUUGCACCGGUGCUAUUUCCUGGAAGAGAAGUCCUGGGGACUCAAUACAGAGUUCUUGGAAGCCACUGCUGUUCUAGUGAUUUCCUGGUAGAAACGCACCACUGAAGCACCUCUCUGGAUUGGAGUUUUGCUGUGGGUGAAAGUUUGGAUUUGAGGUAUUAGAAAAUCGUUUUUUGUGCCAAAAACAAGCAAGCAAACAACCCAACCCAUUCCACGAAGCCAUUUUCUUACUGUGCAAACCUGACAUGCUAGAAAAUGCUUGCAGUAGGGAGAAGCGGGGGAAUGGCUGGAGGCAGUUGCCUUGUCUGAAAGGUGGAAUUCUCACUCGCUGAUCCUCCACUCUCCCUAGAGCAGGACUGGCAGGAGGCUCUUCCGCGCAUGCGUAGCUGUGUCAACAGUAUGCAGCCGAACCGUCUCAGGCUUCCUCAGUGAGGGCGUUGGCUCCCCCUUAGACAUCACUGGUUAGGAGAUGAAGAUGGGAAUUGUAUUUUGAGUGUUUUCACCCUAAGUUCCCAGUAUCCACUGGUCAAAGAGUAUGGUGGGACCAACCCAUCACAUACUAUGAAUGACGCGAAUCUAAUGCACGAUGCUCCUGCCUGAGUCGUCUUUCUUUUUCUUGCAUGUCAUGUAUAUUACUGUAGUACUUCAGUAGCUGUAAUGUCUGCUAUAAUGGAAUUUAAUUUAUUACCACCUGACUACUCAAGCACUUUUUGGUUGGUUAAGGGCACUUUUGUCCAUUGUGGACUUUGGAGAGAAUAUCCCACUCUGUGAACGUUCAUCUGUGCCAUGAUCAACAAAUGAUGUACAUCUUCUGCAGACCAAAUUGAUUUGCCUCUCCCAAACCAUAGGUGUGCGCAUUCAGAGAAUUGUUGGGCAUUUUCAUAAGCUUUACACCUUCUGUUGCCUCACAAAACUUAAAUUGCAACUUUCCAAGCCUCACAUUUUGUUCCCAUUUCUUUUUCAUUUCAAUUUUAUAACCAUUUUGAGUUUCUGUUUGAAUUGGUAAAACUGUUGGCAUAGAGGAGUUGUCCAUGGUCUCAGCUGAGAUUUGCACCCUGCGUUGUCUGGACUAGCUGAAGCAAUUACUGACAUGAGGAAAUUUAAUGGAAGGUUUUAAUUUUGUUUCUUAAGGGCUUUUGUAUUACUAUCUCACACAAAUUUUGAUAGUCUAUCUUGUAGAUAUCAUUUCCCUUUUAAAGAAACCAUUAUAUGUCAGUGUUGCUCAGUAGAAUUACCAAGUAUUUGAAAGCCAAAGGUAUAUAUGUCAAAAAAAAAAAGUAAAAAAAAAAUCUCUUUAAGUGUUUUCUGGUCAUUAUAUGCCAAAAAUUAAUUGGAAUAUUUGCAAGUUCUGUAUAUAAGAGCAGCAAGCAGGUUGCUGGUCCAGCAGAGACUCUUUUGAUAAAGUAAUUUGCUAGGUGCUUAGUAGAUAAACAUGCUCACACAUGUGUUCACAUACCUGCCCAUAUACCCUUACCUGCAUAUAUACACUUUACAUAGUGUCUUGAGAUACAGUGUCCCUGGUAUUUUCUAGACAAAUAUUUGCUCAAUGUUUGACAUUUCAUUUUUAUUUCUAGCUUGGCUAUUUACUAGUAAAAAAAAAUCACAAAAUUUAGAUACCUUAAACAAAGCAAAACCAAAAAAAAUCAACAGACAAUCUCGAUGGGUUCCUGACCAUAUAAAUAUGUCUGACUAUGUAUUUUUUACCUAAAUUGUGCACAAUGGAAAUUUUCCAAAGAUAAUUCAUAUCAAGGCUUUUAAGCUGAUAAUAGGCCAACCACUUAGUAAUUUUAAUGUUAUGCACGCCUGGGAAGUUGAACAUGCCCUUUGCAAUCCCUUUUGUAUACCCCUUGGUGAGAACCCUGCCAACACUUUCUAUGAAACCAGAUUAUCGGAGGUCAGAUUCACAGAACUUUCCCCAGAUCAUUGCUCAGGAGAAAGGGCUAGGGUUGAGGCUGGGGCUCCAGCAUAAGGAGUGUAUUACUAUAAAAAUUACUAUUGAGUUUUCACCUUCCCCCAAAUACAUCUUUGUCAACAGAAAAAAAACAAUGUUCUAUUGACUACUUCCCUAGGGGUGGGCAGUGAUGGGCUUUGCUUUUGUUUGAUAAUCUUUGCAGUUCCUGCCAACACCUUUUAUGUAUUCUGUAGAAUCCCAACUCAUGGAAACUUUAAGUAGAAUGGCUUUGGGAUGAUGGAAAUCCUUUAAGAUGACAACUUGGACCAGCGGUUUGUUCCCAUGUGAACGUUUUUCUCUGUAAUCCAUGUCCGCAGGUGUCAGGGCUGGACUCCAGUAAGUGCUGAGGCCUGCUUACCAGCAGUAUGCUCUCAGAGAUUCCAUCCGUCUCUGCUAGUGUCAUGAGGAAACCAUCUCAUCCUAAGUAGGGUUUCCAAAACAGGAAUGUGGGAAUUGCCUCUCGCUAAGAUCCAGUUACAUCUGGGAAUGUAGAGGACUGUGUCUUUGAUCCUUGCUGAAGUGGAGAGAGACUAGAUGCUCACCUGUGCACCUGUCUGUAGCUUGCUCUUGUCUCCAAAUUAUUUAAGGUUCAUUUGUUGCCCCCCACUCCCACCCCAAAGUAAAGGAACAGAGUCAGGUUUAAGUAAAACUCCGGGUGACUGGAGUGACUCAGCUGCGUCCACCCAAAUUCUCAUUGCCUCCUGCUCCCCUUUCUUCAGUGAAACCUUUCACCUCCCUGAUUCCUUUUUUCAAUGUCAUGAAUCAUUUAGUAAAAUGUUGGGGCCAAUUAAAUAAGUUUUCAGUUUGCUAGAUAAUCAAACUGAAUUGAUGGGUUAGGGCAUUUAGAAACAUACUGCUGUGGUUGAGGAGAGACAAGCUGUGGGUGUUCAGAUCUGUGCUGUCUGGUAUUUCAGCCGCUGGACACCUGUGGCUAUUAAAUGUGUUUAUUCUUACUAGAAACUUCAUCUAUUAAUUGUACCACCCACAUUUUGAGGGCCCUGUAAACAUAGAUGCAAAACAUUUCCACCAUGGCAAAAAUACUCCAUUUGACAGCAGUGGACUAGGUCGCUCUACUCAAAAUGUGGUCCCUGGGUCAUCAGCGUUAAUGUUAUUUGGGAGCUUACAAAAACUGCAGAAGCUUGAAGCGAACAAGAUGAUUCAGCUGGUCUAGCAUCAAGUUUGAUACCAGAUGCCACAUAAAAGUGGGAGAAGAAAACCACUUAGAGACUCAUCCUCUGGCCUCAGUAUGCCCACCAUAGCAUGCUCACCAACAUAUACCAUCCAUACACACACAAUAAUAAAUGAAUGAAUUUUUGAAUGCAGAACCUCAGGUCCAGUCCAGAUCUCUGCUGAACCCAGAUCUUCCUUUUAGUCCUAUUUCUCCAGCCCCUAGAGACUCUCAGCUGCCACCCAUCCAUCCACAGUUGUUCAGUUUGUUAUGCAUGUGAUAUGCUCAGUGGCUCAUGACUUAAUUCACACUGAACGUUCCAGAAGAAUAUGUACUGAGAUAAAGAUUAGGCAGUCUCCUUCAACUUGUACAUUUUCGUUUUUUUGUAUCAGUAGAUUAUUCUGUUGACAUAGUUCAUGCUCGGAGACACGAAGCAGCCCACACAUAUUAGAUGAAUCACUGGGUAUGCAAAAGAAGAAAAAGAGAGAAAGAAUCAAAAUGAUCACAAGGAAAGUGAAUGCCAUUUAGACUCUGAAAGCAGGCCUAUUUUGCUAGAUUUGGGUCCCUUUGUCAUAUGCCGACUCCUCUGGAUUUUUACAUGGUUCUUGAUCCCUUAAAAAUAAGUCCUGAAAAACAAUAUGUUCUUGGCCUCCAAAUUCAAAUUGUUAACUCUAUAAUGAGAUUUCUUUUUCCCAGUGAUCUAUUGUCAGGAAUCUGUCCGUUAAUUAUUUUUAUAUUUUGAUAUAAAUUACCCAAACAUAGCUUCCUAACUACUUUGAUAUAUAAGAUCUUACUCUUUUUGACUCCAUGGUUAUUUUGACAUGAAUUGACAAGCUACGAAUUGAAAUGUAUAGGUGGUCCCUCUGCAUAGACCUUGCAGAGUAAAUCUUUGACCACUCCAACUGACAGGGUGAACUUCCAUUUUCCAAGGGCCAAUUCUUUGGAUCUAUCAGUUUUGAUUAAGCUGUAAAAUCAAUUCCCUUUUCACCUCUGACUUCUAGUGUCUCUCAGUGGACACAUUCUCUGUAGCGUUAGGUUUUCAAACACCCACCUCUCCCCAGUACAGGUGUUGAGCAGGGGAGGAAUUGGGAAUGAAGCAUCCUCAGUGGCUUCCACAACUUGGCUGCUGGGCCUCCCCAAGAGUCGUGACCCCUCCCCUAGUUUGUUGUUGCUGUGGUAUCCUCAGUUGACUUUUGUAUCACAAUCUCUGUCUUAUUGGUACCUUAGCAACAGGAUCCCUUCACAAAGAUGUAACUAGGACUCUUGGAGAGUGAUUAUUAUUGUUGUUUUGUAAUAAGCAAAGCCUUGCUUUUCUUUAUUAUUAUUAUUUUCCCUGGUUUGGUUUAGAGAUGUUUAUGUUAGAAGAAAAUGUAUAAAGGUUUGUUGAUAGAGAAGACAGAGAGCUAAAAACAGCUGGACUGUACCUGCCUUUUUCUAUACUUGUCUCUGUUAUUUUCAGGAAAAGAAAUUAAACAGUGUAGCUAAGACUGUAUUAACUCAAUAACCAUGCUUAAGAUAGACUCCACAUUAUAUAUUAUAGGUGAACAGAUUACUUCCUUUUAUGUAAUUUAAGAUAUUGUAUUUACAUUAUUUAAUAUACUCAAUUUUUUUGCACUUCCAAGUUUUAGUUGGAAAACAAAAAGCGAGCCACAGCUUUAAACUUUUUUUUUUUAAAAAAAAACAUCCAUGUAAAAAUAUUUCCUUUCAGCUACAAGUUACACAUUGUGUAAGACUUUGUGACUAGUCUGGGUAUUUCAUACUGUCUAGAUUUCAAGAGUAGAUUAGCCAGCCGAACACAGGGUUACUUAUAAAAUGCAUUAAAAUAAAGACAUUUCAUACUCAUCUGAUGCUCUCAAGGUAGGAAGGUAGGAUAAUGCAAUUGAAUAUGUAAGCCAACAAGGAAAGCGAAUGUGGUUUAUGACCCUUACUAUUGGAUUGCACUGUGGUUCCGCACAGCUUAGCCCUUUCCACGGCUACAUUCUGAGUAUUCAACACAUGUGCAGCCGAGGGCUGCUUACAGUGCUGGUAAGUGCUACCUGGGGAUGCGGAAGACUUGGGUAGAAUAGCACACCCAGUUUUGUGAGUUAUAUAUUGUAUACUGAAAAUGACUAAUACAUUGGAGUAAUAUAUUUAUUAUCUAGAGCUGGUAAAUAUGGAAAUUAUUUUCAAGCCUUCAAGGAAAUUGCAUUGGCUUUUCUCUAUCAACAAGAUAAAAGUCACUCGUAUGUUUAAACCUAUUUGUACAACAGCUGUCUCCUUUACUGGUAUUAUUAAUUUUCAUAUUACAAUUUUUCUUACCUUUUUAUACCAAAAGGAUUAUCAUGCUGGUUAUUCAAACUUGCCAAGAUGUAUUUGAGUUUGCAAGCCUUUUAGCAGAUAAAAUAUUUAAUAACAGAUAUAAAAGCUUUGUAUAUUUUGUGGCUUUAGGGGCAAGAACUGUACCUUUGAAUUUUUCUCUGUGAGACAGUGCUGAUGUCAGCACCGUCCCUUGAAGGCAGUAUUACUUAGAACCAGUUGUAUAAAUCAGUGCCCUUAUUUAUUCUGUUGUGAAAUAUACUCUUUAUACAGAUGCGUAUUUGAACUCCUUUUGUUUUACUGCUGUUGCCUGGAGUGUAAUAGCUCUGUUGACGGUUGACUUAUAUACUUGAAAUGCUCUUUUCUGUCAAACAGAUGCCCAGUGUUUUCCUUCCUAAAAACAAAACAGAAAAAAAAAACCCAAAAUACAAAAUUCUGUUUUCUUUCCUGUCUUAGAUAACUGAAUAGUCAUAGCAACUUUUUUCUAUAAAAUGAUUUUUAUAUCUUAAAAGUCACAAAGUAGCCAGAAAGCACGAGGAUGAAUAGUGUCGUCCAGAGAUCUGCCUUGCUUGUAUUUUGCCCCGUGUAUGUUAGAACUUCAGUCUGUAACUCUUUCCUUCUGUGGAUUUUUAGCUUUGUGGCGGGGACAUUGUCUUUGAUUGCUUGAUUGCACUGGCCAAUUCUGACAAGCACUGAAUCUUGAAUCCUCUCAAAGAUCUCAGACCUCUGAUGUCUAAAUCUCGGUUCUAAAGGCUAUGCUUGACAUCUGUUUCUGUGUGAUUGGGGGCCCUGCUGCAAAUGGUACCCACGGUGGGCGCUGUUUGCUUACUUCUGCCAAGUAAUCAGCAAGUUAAACCCAGUUUUUCCUGAUUUUCAUUUGGAGACAUUCUUGACUCAACUAUUUAAAAACCCAAACAUUUAAAAGGCAGUUGCCCGGUAUUGUUGUCAGGGAAGGAACAAAACUCCAACUGAACAUUGUAAAGCUAAGAAAACACUUUAAUCCACCUGAUUUCUCUGAUGUGAACAGCAGGUGAGUUGUGGGUUAUUUAAGCCUCUUAGGAAAUUAAGAAUUAGCUUGCUUUUAGUGACAAAGGUUUAUAUUAUACUGUUGUAGAUGCGUUUAUUGAGGAUAGAAUAAAUGAGACUAUGUUAGAUGCAUAGCUGAUCCAGGAACUUGGGGCAGUUUGGCAUGGCCUAGGAACAAAGAGUUUGAAUAUAUCUUUCAUGUUGUAUUGUGGAAGGACAGAGCACACACGAAAUACAUGACCUGGUGGGCAGUGCACCUCAGAAAGCUCCAGCUCCAUCGGUCAGGGCUGAGGUCCUUCCUAGAAUUAGUUAACUCUCCAGGAAGCCCGUUUACCGCAAAACCUUACAGGUCAAUUAAGGAGGCGGUUUGGUUGACCUAAUCCCUAUGACAUUUAGAACAGCCCCUGCAAUUGUUUAUUUCACGUGGUAGAGAUGUCUGUGCUUUCUCAACUCAGCAGUAGGCAGCGGGCAACUAGUCACAGGGGCUUAGAUGACUCCUGUGAAGGACAUGGUGAAGGUGAUUCAAUCCGUAACUUGAAGACAAAGAAAUUUUCAUGAAUUAGCUGAGCCUUGAAAUGUGUUAGCUCUGAUACUUUUUCCUUAAGAUUUGUUGUUUUUUAUUUAUAGUAUUUAUAGAGAACUCACCUCUUGGAACCUGAAGAGGUUCGUUCAGUUCCACCCUGUCAUAUUUUUUACACCCAAUAUAUUUUGAUGUCUGGGGUUCCCUGUUUGAAGGGUUGCCCAACACAGCCAGUUACAAGUAAUUAAUCAUUUUUCCACUCUGAGAAAGGACAGAUGUCAGCCUGAGUCCUACCUUGAUUUACGAUUUCUUUCCCAGUGUCAUUUUAGUUCUAACAGAGAAAGAAAGCUAGUGACCCUUGCCAUUCCGUCUAGAAGUGGAGGUAAAGAGCCUGGGGCCCAGCAGGAGAGUACUUGGUCUGCACGGUUGAAGCCUCAACGGGUUCAGUCCCCACAUGGCAAGAGCAGAAAGAACAAGAUGCAGGUGAGGUUGAAUGAGUAACCAGAGUAGGUCAUGGGUCUUUUAAUCUAUAUAUUAUUCAUUUCAGCUGGAAACUCACCCUGAACUCUUCCGUUAAGGCGGUCUCAGGUUUUCCAUGUUCAUGUUAAAUGGCUCUUUUAUUGAGACUUUUUUAACUAAUGUUUUUGAAUUAUAUUUUUAUACAGUCACAAAUAAAAACUCAGAACUCCUUGAAAGUCUUGUGUUUGUGAGGACAUAUGCCCUCUGAGCAGACAAACAGAACAUCAACAGGCAUAAGUAAUUGUUUUGUCAAACAUCAUCAUUUGUUAAUUACGUUCCUUUAUGUCAGAAGUGUUUGCCAGAUCUAAAUUCUUGUUUCUGAAAGUGAAACAUAAAUUUCAACAUCAUUGCCAAAAUCUUGCUUGUCCUACAGAUUGUCUUUCUAUUCUGUACACUCAGUACUUAGAAUCUUCAUAGACAAAUACAUAUUGAUUGUGAGAUUUGGAAAAGAAUAAAAACAAUAGUAAAAGUGAAAUUUUUAAAACAGCAUCCACUCAAGAAGGCAUAGGUGAAAUUCGUGUGAUUUCAGGCCGUUUACUAUUAAUCAUGAUUGUAUGACAAAUGUAGGAAGCUCUAUGGUUGUCAUUGCCCUUAGAAAGCGUGGAGACUAAAACAUUUGCUGUUACCCAUGGGCCUGUUCUUAUGAUUGACUAAAGCCAUCCCUACCACGUCCCUAGGUAAUGACAAGUGAGCACAGUGCUCUUUCAGUUAAGUUUCUUGAAUGGACUCCGGUCAGUGCACAUAAUAAAAGUGGCGCACUCUCUUCCAGGCACUGGUAAGCUUUCCCUACUGCUCUAACUUGGGCACUGACUUAGAUCCUAACGAUGGAAAACUAAGACGUGACUUGUGUCUGGUAGAGUUUAAGUUUGUUCUCAAGGUGCUCUUCCUGAAGUCUGUUUAAAGAAACGAGUAGGAAUUUUUAAAAAUUUUCUCAGCCUGUUUCAGUGUCACCCCGCCGUCCUCCAAAAUCAACCAAAUGUACAUCAUCAAGAAGCAAUCCCAUUUUUAUUUCCACGAUCGCUAGAUUUUCAUGUUGGCCGUAGUUCCUGCCAUCACUGAUCAAGUGUGUGCUUCACUAACCCCAUACUUUGCUGCUUCUGCCACUACAGGGGCUGUGCUGAGCCCCAGCGUCUGCUCUAUGGAACCAGGGUAAAUCUAGGCUUUCUUCUGGGAAGGCAGAAAUCCAUGACAUUUAUAGCAAAAUACAUUGUAAACCCACAGGCAAGGAUGGAGGCCUCACAGUCGUGCUUCUAGGAGAUGGGAAAGCUUUGUUUGAAGCUACAGGUUGGUGUCAGCACCUUAGGUAUGGAGAGCAGGAAGCAGUGGUAUUUAACGGGUAGCAUAUGUACUUCAGCAUAUAGUGAUAUCCUGGUAUUUGAAUGCCGCAAGGUUCCGACAUGUAGAUGAAACACAGCAAGCGUUUGAGUUACGGCAGUGUCUCCUAAAUAUUUACUGAUGGGUAGGCUAUAGGUUUCCUUUAGUAGAAGGAAGAAAAAAUUGUCUUUAUCUUUCCUGUCAGUGAGAUUGGGGGGGGGGGGUCUCUGCUGGUUUGUAUUUUCAUAUUUCAGUAAGUAUAUAUUGAAGUCCUUAUUUUCUGUCAUAUAAAAUAGCAACCAUUUCUAUGUCCCUUAGCAAAAGAAAAGUCUCAACUCGAUAACUUUUUUUUGGCUUAGUUCAGCUUUGUAAACAGUCCACAAAAGGAGGGGGCAAGGAAGGCUGGGCACUGUGGCCUUGUACCCAGAUAAUCACAACAUGUUACCACGGUGAGAGCCGAACAGCAUAGCUCCUUCUCCUCCCCCUAUUGCAAAAGUAGUUUUAGUUUGGCCUUGCCAUAUUUAUAGCUAAGGAUUUACUACAUUUUGGUAGUCUGUUUUGAAACUAAAUACUUGUCUCUGAAAGACGCAGAUAAAGUCUGCCUAUUUCUUACACAGUGGGCUCUGUUUGCUCCAGAAAAGAGUGAAACUUUUACCUGCUUAGCACACUUGCCAUUGAGAUACCUGACAGAGCAGAGGUUAUAACUUUGGCUCUAAUUACUUUUAAUAAUGAUAAGACGUGACUUUUGUUUGUUUACAUGCUGUUUACAAUGGCAUAAUUUUUAAAAAUCUAUAUGAGAAUUGAGAUAUUUAUUGCAUACUAUUUUAAAGAUGUUUUCAUGUGUUUUCACCUUUGGAAUAUAUUGUUACAUUUCCUUGUACAGAUAAUUCGGGUGGCUUUGUUAAUGUAGCUAAUAAUUUUUAUGACUACUAAGUGACCAGUUUCGGUGCCUUCUGUCUUGGGAUGCAUGGCUGUGUAUUUAUUGUAAGGAAGCCACUGAUGUGUGUAUUUUUGUACUUUGCUGAGAGUAAUGGUUGAUGUACAUGAUGAGAGAUGUCUUUCCCAAAGGGCACUGCCUUCAGAGUGACCUUCUCAAAUAAAAAAAGACUGCGU
Molecule: messenger RNA, 13851 nt
Organism: Microtus oregoni (creeping vole)
Lineage: Eukaryota; Metazoa; Chordata; Mammalia; Rodentia; Cricetidae
Gene: Dgkh
Product: diacylglycerol kinase eta
Exons: 31
Coding region: 229-3939 (1236 amino acids)
Biological process (GO): intracellular signal transduction; diacylglycerol metabolic process; lipid phosphorylation
Molecular function (GO): protein binding; ATP-dependent diacylglycerol kinase activity
Source: RefSeq, a predicted model, not a curated record